Messenger RNA from Rubroshorea leprosula, 1491 nucleotides. Lineage: Eukaryota; Viridiplantae; Streptophyta; Magnoliopsida; Malvales; Dipterocarpaceae. The record is from the annotation of a GenBank genome assembly.
AUGUUCAGCCAGAAAGAAAAAAUGAAUUGUUGGUUUUAGAAUUACUCAUAAGCAGUAUUAAUUGGGCAAUACUGCUUGUUCCCAUAUGCUCCAGGAGGCACACUCAGGCAUUUAGCACAGCAUUUUUGACAGAAGAACAUGCACGGCUUCUUGCAUGCUGUAAAGAGAAAGCGCCUUACAAUUAUGAUUGACACAAGUUGCAUCUCAAGUAUCUCUCCUUUCUAAGCAGCCACAAAUGCAUGCGUCAGAUGGAAUCUCCAUCCUUUCUUGAAAGAAUUUUUUGCUCUUGUCGCUGAUGCAGAGGAGAAAACUGGCAAUGCUAGUAUCUUUGAAGUCAGAGGAGGCGCUAGUUGGAAGUCACCUAACUAGCAAUGCUAGUAUCUUUUUCUUUGAAAGUGAUGGAGGCUAAUUGAGUUGCUAGGAUUCACAAAGACAGAGAACCAAGCUACUUUCCUACCUCUUGCAGUUGCAAAUUCAAUGCCUUGUUCAGGUAACAAAUUUUUUAACAUUUUGAAACUUUUUUCUAUGGACCCUAAAUCAGUAGGAGCCAAGGUGAUGAGAAAGAAUAUUGAAGAUUGAAAGAAAGCAGCCAUAGAAGGGGAAGACAAGUACUGUGCUACAUCUUCAGAGUCCUUGAUGGAUCUUAGUGUUUCAAGGUUAGGGAAAAAGAUAGGUACUGUCAACUAAGGUUGAGAAGAAGACAAAAAUUGAAAAGUUCAGUAGUGGCAAGGGUGUGAAGAACGUGGGAGAGAAGGAUAUGGUGUGUCACAAGUUGGAGUUCCCUUCUGCUAUGUUUUUGUGCCAUUCAUUUGAUAAAAUAGAUGUCUAUAAGGUUCCCUGGAUUGGUUCCGAUGACACUAAAGCUAAGGUGAUAGCUAUUUGUCACAAAGAUACAUCAACUUGGAACCCCUUAUAUUUUGCAUUUCAGAACCUGAAAGUUAAACCAGGAUGAUGUGGGACAGGUUAAGGGGUAUGGUGGGCUUGGGGACUUACAGGCUGUUUAGGCAAAUAUAUAGUGUGAAUAUCAUGCGUGAACAGUAAAAUAGGGUCUGUUUAGGAUAUAAAAGAGGAAGAAAUAGAAAACAACAACUAGAAGGAUAGAAAAAUACUAGGAGUCACACCUAGAUUUCUUUAGGCAUCACACCUAAAGAGGAUGAAAACCCUUAAGCAUCACACCUAAAGAGAAUGAAAACCCUUAAGCAUUACACCUAAGGUUAGUUGCAUCACACCUAAAGAGUAUGAAAACCCUUAAGUAUCACACCUAAGGAUCUGUGCCAAUUUGCCAUUUUCUAGCCAAAGAGACCAUUGUCUAGGUUCCUAACUGAAGUUUUGAAACAUCUGCACAAAGGUUGUCUCUGUUUGGAUGUUAACAAUUGAGUAGGUUAUGUAAAAUCUUAAAUAAGUUGAACCUCUCAUCUCCUUGUUCUAAGUAUGUUAUCUACGUGUAAGAUUUAGGUUUUCAGGUUUGGAAAAUAAAUGUCAGGAUCUCAC